This is a messenger RNA of Acanthopagrus latus (yellowfin seabream), 8466 nucleotides long. It is a transcript of the gene usp20, whose product is annotated as ubiquitin specific peptidase 20. Bases 440 to 3286 code for a protein of 948 amino acids. Gene Ontology annotation, biological process: protein deubiquitination. The record is from RefSeq and is a predicted model, not a curated record. Gene Ontology annotation, molecular function: zinc ion binding; cysteine-type deubiquitinase activity. The transcript is spliced from 25 exons. Lineage: Eukaryota; Metazoa; Chordata; Actinopteri; Spariformes; Sparidae.
GAUUACGCAGCUUCCGUAAACAGGAAUCCGUUACUGAGUAAAAUGUUCUCAAAUCUAGCUAGUCCGCCGGCGAGUUGUUUAGCUCUUUGAAUUGCAGUUUCUAUUAAAUUACACGCAUUAAAUACAUUACAGAGCGCAUAAUUAAAACGAUAAAUUAAUUAGAAUAUCUUAAAACAUCAGUCUGUCAGGUUGACGUCUCCGUGUUGUCUCCUCCUCCCCGGCCCUGCGUCGUCGUGCUGUGUAGCGGACGGGAGGGGGGAUGUUUGGGGAUGGUGGGCCGGGGUAUCGCGUCUCUUUCCUCGGCUCCUCGAAAUUCUGCUAGCCUACAGUCUCCUGCCCGCAUCUAGUAUGGACUGUUUACGAGGAGAAUGAAAAAUAGCGAUUGUCACCGUGGCAGCUGCUUCUGUUGCAGACGUGCUCCUGAAGAGAGUGAGUAGCUAUGGCCGAACAAGACAUUUGUCCUCACCUGGACUCCAUAGGAGAGGUCACCAAGGAGGACCUCCUCCAGAAAUCUAAGGGAACUUGCCAGUCUUGUGGUGCAGGGGGCCCAAACCUGUGGGCCUGUCUGCAGAAUGACUGCCCAUAUGUUGGCUGUGGAGAGUCCUACUCUGAUCACAGCACCCUGCACGCACAGGCUAAGAAGCACAACCUGACUGUGAACCUGACGACGUUCAGGAUCUGGUGCUAUGUGUGUGAGCGAGAGGUGUUUUUGGAGCACCGGCCUUCGCUGGUCCCUUUGCCUGCUGCUCCCCACCACUGUAAAGCCACAGAGCAGGAAGCAGUUCCUCAGCCAGUGGGUCACCCACUGAAAGCCGUACCAAUUGCUGUAGCAGAAGAAGAGGGCUCAGAGUCUGAGGAGGAUGAGCUUAAACCCAGAGGCUUGACUGGAAUGAAAAAUAUUGGAAACUCCUGCUACAUGAAUGCAGCUCUUCAAGCCCUGUCUAACUGCCCUCCACUCACUCAGUUCUUCCUCGACUGCAGUGGGUUGGUCCGGACUGAUAAGAAGCCGGCUCUCUGUAAGAGUUACCAGAAACUCAUCUCAGAGCUCUGGCAUAAAAAACGGCCCAGCUAUGUUGUACCUACUAGUCUGUCUCAUGGCAUCAAACUAGUCAACCCCAUGUUUCGUGGUUACGCUCAGCAGGUAGGGGCAAGCACCCAGCAGGACACUCAGGAGUUCUUGCGCUGUCUGAUGGACCAGCUACACGAAGAGCUGAAGGAGCCUCUGACAGAGUGCAACAUGAGUGGAGAGGGAAGUGACGGCGAGGAGAUAAGAGACGGUGACCGCUCCCCGUCCGAGGACGAAUUCCUGUCCUGCGACUCCGGCUCCAGCAGUGACAGGGGGGAGGGUGGAGGAGCAGGUGACGGCGAGCUGCUCCUGCAGGAUGAGUGUGAUGGGGCCAGAUCACCGGCGGGAGGGGUGGUUGGGGUCAGCACCGGCGGGCCGAUCUCGGAGAAGGAGAGGUUGAAGGAAAGGAGGGUGUCUGGCUCACCUCUGCGUGGAGGCUCCCAAGAGAUGGAUGAAGAUGCUGAUGUGGAUACAGCCGCUGAAGAGGGGGCUCCUGAGAGGCCAGAGGAAGAGGAGGUAACACCAACCACAAACACUGAGGUCCAAAGCCAAGAAGACAACCAGUUAUCUGAUACUGGACAAGAUCAAACUCAGAGCAGCAACACCUCAGAGCCAGACAAUGAAGCAUCCAUGGCCCAGCCCCAGUCCACUCCCUGCAGCCCUGUACGAACCCUUCAGGAGCUUCAUCCCAAACUGUCAUCCAGUCCUCCUCGCUCCAGCCCCCUCCGCUCUGCAGGACCUGCAUACUCUUUCAAAAAAGCUCAGCUGCUGCUCAGCACCAGGAAGAAGAAACAGUCUCACUUUCGCAGUGUGAUCUCUGACAUCUUCGACGGCUCCAUCCUCAGUCUGGUCCAGUGUUUAACCUGUGACAGGGUCUCUACCACAGUGGAAACCUUCCAAGACUUGUCCCUACCUAUUCCUGGUAAAGAGGACUUGGCAAAGCUCCACUCUUCCAUACACCAGAACCUUCCAGUCAAGACGGGCGUGUGUCCCGACACGUACAACUCGCAGGGUUGGAUUUCCUUCAUCAUGGACUCCAUCCGCCGAUUUGUGGUCUCAUGUAUCCCCACUUGGUUUUGGGGGCCCAUGGUAACCUUAGAGGACUGCCUCGCUGCCUUCUUUGCUGCAGAUGAACUCAAAGGUGACAACAUGUACAGCUGUGAGAGAUGUAAAAAGUUGAGAAAUGGUGUCAAAUACUGCAAAGUCCUUAGACUUCCAGAGAUUCUGUGCAUUCACCUGAAACGCUUCCGGCAUGAAGUCAUGUAUUCAUUCAAGAUCAGCAGCCACGUAUCCUUCCCAUUGGAGGGCCUGGACAUGCGACCUUUCCUGGCUAAAGAGAGUCCAUCCCAAGUCACCACCUAUGAUCUACUGUCAGUCAUUUGUCAUCAUGGCACAGCAGGAAGUGGGCACUACAUAGCUUACUGUCAGAAUGUGAUCAAUGGCCAGUGGUAUGAGUUUGACGACCAGUAUGUCACAGAGGUCCACGAGACAGUCGUGCAGAAUGCAGAGGCUUAUGUGUUGUUCUAUAGGAAAAGUAGUGAGGAGUCGGUGAGAGAGAGGCAGAAGGUGGUGGCUCUGGCCAAUAUGAAGGAGCCCAGCCUGCUGCAGUUUUACAUCUCCAGAGAGUGGCUGAACAAGUUCAACACCUUCGCAGAACCGGGCCCCAUCAGCAACCACACGUUUCUAUGUCAGCACGGAGGCAUCCCUCCUAAUAAAUACCACUACAUUGAUGACCUGGUGGUGAUUGUUCCCCAAAAUGUGUGGGAGUACCUUUACAACAGCUUUGGAGGCGGCCCAGCAGUGAACCACCUGUAUAUGUGCGCCAUCUGCCAGGUGGAGAUUGAAGCUCUGGCCAAACGCAGAAAAAUGGAAAUAGACACUUUCAUCAAGCUGAACAAAGAGUUUCAGGCGGAGGAGGCUCCGACUGUGAUCCUGUGCAUCAGCAUGCAGUGGUUCAGAGAGUGGGAGAGCUUUGUGAAGGGCAAAGACAAUGAGCCUCCUGGCCCCAUAGACAACAGUAAAAUAGGUGUCAUGAAAGGAGGACACAUACAGCUCAAGCAAGGUGCAGACUAUGGUCAGAUCUCAGAGGAGACAUGGCAGUACUUGCUGGGUAUUUAUGGUGGAGGCCCUGAAAUCGCAGUGAGACAGACGGUGGCCCCGGCUGACCCUGACAGCCUGCACGGAGAGAGGAAGAUCGAGGCAGAAACCAGAGCACUUUGAGAUAAAGAGAGGUCCUCUGAUUCCACUUUUCCACCCCUGCUCUCACAGGAAGCUGCGGAAUUUGCACCUUGGUGAAGAAGCCCGCGCCGUGAGCACUUUGUAAAUGUAGCAACGCAUUAUUCUGAAGCUGUGUGGCAGGAGGGUGAAACGGUACCUAAAUAUCGCGUAGUCUAUUUAUUGGAUAAGUCCGAUCCUCUAAUGUUAAGGUGUACAAAAUAAGGUGUCAUGUCACAUCUCUGGAGCUGUUUUUGGUAGUGUGUCAGUGGCUGCUCUAGUGACUAGGUGUCAUAUACUGCUAAGCUGGUGACCAUGAGCCAGUUUGCUGAGGAGGAAAACAGAAGUACAGUGUGAUGUUUGGUUUGAGGACUCCUCUUCUUCAGUGAAAGCAACAACCAAGAGACAUUAUGAAGCUUUUUGUUGUUUGCCUGUUUACUAGUUACAUAGCAACAAGUUCAGAGAUCAAGUGACAGAUACAGCAUAAUUCUUACUCUCACACCUUCAACCUUAAACACACAGUAUAACUGAGCCCUCAGGAAUGGAAGUUUUUUGUUUGUUUAAGUCAGUGAGAUUUUCAGAUUAAAGGGGCCUUCUGGUAUUUUUAAACCUGAGCUCUAUAUUUACAUGUUUGGUUUCGUAAAUGAUUCAUACUUCCUAAAAGUUUGGGAAUUGGUCCAGUAGAGUGCCUUAGCUGGUAGCUGCCACAUGACUACAAUGGCUGCAGUGUAAUCCAUUAGGGCAACUCCGACUGUCAAAGUUACAUCUACUAGAAGUGUUUGUGUUUGCUGCUGUCAGGUUGAGGUUGUUAUACGAAGUAUCUGACAACAUUAAGGCAACACUUACAAUGACUUUGAAAAUAAAAUAUUUCUGGCCGUCCCUCUAAGUUGGCGCCAAACUCCUCUCUCUAACUUGCUGACUUUCAUCGUCGUCGUCCUCCUCAAACAAAUCAGUGACUUCUCGUUGAAUAGGACUUGUGCUAUGACUUUGUCAGUUGGACUUGCCUCAAAGGAUUACAUUGCAGUCUUGAGGCAGCUGCCAGCAGAGAUGAUCUACUGGACCGAUUCCAAAAGUUUUGGUAAGUGUGAAGUAUUUACACACUAGAACAUGUAAAUAUAGGGCCCAGGAUUUAAAAAAAUGCCAGAAUUCCCCUUUAAGGAACUCCUGGGGAAAAAAAACACCACAGCAGGUCUGUUUAAAAACCACAAAACAUGCAUGUGUUUUAAAGACCAUUUGGGUAAUCUAUAUUUGACAAAGCUUCAGGAUGCAUGUAACUACAAGUUCUUUAUUUUGGCCUGUAACUGACAAGAUGAGGCGAGUUGGUGUGCACAAACAGACACCUUUAAAUGCACAAAAUGAUAGAAAUAUUGAGUCACUCCUUCCUAGAACCAUCCACAAAUAACCCUAUAGAUAUAUGGUUAUCACUUUAAAAGGAGAAGAGAAGUAGAGGGACACUGUGGCAAGAGUGCAGGAAGUAGGUAAGAGGUGGGUUAUACAUCUGGUGCAAUAGCAGUAAAUUGCAGAGGGGUAAUGAGAAUAUUUGUGCGCAACAAAAUGUAUUAAAUGGCUUUUUUGAUAAUAGCCAACAUAGCAAGUUUAUAAUUCUUUCACACCCUUGCAGUGUGAAUGACCUCACCUCUCGUCUCCGAGGAGACUGUCCCAGAAUGACCAACGAUGCAGUACCUGUUUAUACCAAGAGAGGGCAGUAUUAAAAUUAAAUUUUACAAUUUCGCAAGAAAGAAAUAACCUCACAUAAAACCACAAAAAAAUUAAUACAUCGUGCACAAAUCCGGACCUGUUACAACACAAAGGUCGUUUAUGAUAAGUGUAUUUUGUUAUUUCUGAAAAAUAUCUUUAUUGUGCAUGUUUCACCAUCAGGUCAUCAGAAAAAUGAAGCUGUACCCUGUGGGGAUGAUGUUACGCAAAGGGGGUGUUUGCUUGUAAAAAAUAAUUCUGCAAUUAUUCGUCUGCAAAUCGCACUUUCGUUGAUGAUACAUUUUAAUAUUUGAUAGUAAUAUACACCUGUCUUCACAGCUUGUUUACUCAAAUUCUAUGCUGGUGUAAGGUUUUGAAGCCUCCGCUCAUAGGAGAGUGAUAUUAACGCUGCCCUGACUGCAGUGAUUUGUUGUCAAGAUAACUAGAACCACAUCUUAUACAUCUUCCGUUUUUUGUUUUUCUUAAGAACACAGAUGAGAAUGGUAGUUGAGAGUGUGCUGUGCAAUAUAAUGACUUUUGUGACACCUCAUUUUAAAAGGUCAACAUGCAAAGGUUUUUUUCUGUGAUAAUUGCUGUAGCUACAUUUUCAUCUGACACGUCAAUGGUAACAUUAUAUAUUAUUGGGGAGAUUUUUUUCUGUAUUGUGCAGUUCAUUUAACAGCAAGACUAAUCUGCCAGGGUAAAAGCUAGUCCAAGCUCAACUAAAUAAACAAAGUCCUCCUCUGUCUCAUUGUAGAUAAAUACAAUUAUUUUUACUGUACAGAUCUGCAAAGACAAAGUUCUCCACCAACACAAAAUACAAGAUGACGACUAUUGUUGAUGAACACCAAAUUUGAAAUCCAAAAGUUAAUGAUUUUUUUCAUUUUUUUGUUAAAUUGAAAUUAUUAUCACAGCCUGUAUAAAUAGUCACAUUAAUGUCAUAAUUGUACUCAUUACACUUACACAUUACACAUCAAAACCUCCAGAUCUGCAAAUAUUGGCCACUCAGCAUCUAUGAAUGGAGAAGAGACAGGAAUUACUUGCAGAAACCUGUAAUUUCCAAUGCCAAAUGACUGAAUAUAAGAUUGAAGACUGAUUUAAUCUUUAAUCACCAUAUAGUAUUCGCAAAGGUAUACGAUAGCUCUUAAUUUUCCUUUUUGUAGCAGCAUUAGCAGAGCAAAUUAUGAGCCAAAACAUAAAGAUAUGAUGAUGUAACAGUUGAUGAUAUGCAGUACAGUGAUCCUACGUUGGAAUACAGUGCCUUUAUCAAACCUCUUCACACUCCUCAGUCCACCCGCUCAGGUGUUUUUACAUAUUUUACCUGAUUAUGAAUCUGUGGGCAUGCACAAACCGGCCGUGAUUGACAGCUCCCUCAAUCUCAUAUUUGGGGAGGAAGAAUAUGUAGGUCAUCAUUUGAAGAUUAGUUUAUUGUUGAAAAUGAAUUCCCAGCAUGUCCCUGCUCACCUUUAACCUGAGCAGAGGUUUAAUCAGACAGGAUAAGUUAAAAUACCUGUGUGUGUAUUCACUAGCUUGAGUAAAUCUUCCAUCCACCUUGACUUUAGAAAGGUCUCGAUUUAUGUACCAUGAAAUCUCCCAGCUGUAUUACAUUGUAAGAUCAAUGAGAAAAGGUGACACUGAGCCCUAAAUACAAUUUGAAUACGUCACAUGAAAACAGCUCGAAACAGCUAAUAAGACUGAAACUCAGGUGACCCACUGGCACGACUGAGCUCACUUAUCAAAGUUCUAUCUUUGUGUACAAAAAUCAAAGUUUAAGGACAAGUUAUAGCUGAUGAUGCUAUGCUAAGAUAAUGGGUUCCUUGCUGUGGCUACAUAUUUAGCGUAAAUGAAAGUGUUUGUCUUAUCUAAUUCACAAAAUGUCAAACUAUUACUUUAAACUCUUUAAAAAAGAAGGUGUUGAGACACUUAAAAUGUUCCAAGUUUAAUUUAAACAAGCUCAGCAGAUAUUCAGAAAUGUAAUUAACAGAAGAGCAGCUUUAACAUUCCCCUAGCUAUUUAUUUAGAUGUUUUGACUUGUCAUAGCAGGAAAUCCACAGUAGUGACUAAUACAUUCAACAUUCGCUAUAUUCACUUUCCAGCAUCCUUUCUUAAAUGGAAGGCUGCUGGGUAGCUUCCAAGGUGGCGGAGUGUACGAUCGAUUGCAGGUGGCGUUUAAAUCUUCUUUGUGAAAUAACAACAGAAGCCCACUUUGCAAAUAAAUGUUUGUGUUUUAUUUCAAACUUAAACCUGCAAAUGUUUUAGUUUUUGGGUUAGUUUUCUUUUUUUGUUGUUUUUAUUGCCAACAUUCACACUCUUUUACCUCCGUUUUUGGUCUCCACCAACUUCUGAGGGAAACACCUGGCUCUUUUACUGCUCCACUCUGUUCAGCCAGUCAUUAACUGUGUCUUUCUGCUGUUGAGUGCCGAGAUGGUUGUGUAAAGCGUGUUUUUAAACCUUCUGAAGUGAAAACAGCUGCCUGUUUUGGGCUGAAAAUGACACGCUUAGGGCGGUGAGAGUGAACCAAAACAGAAAAAUUGCACAUCAUAGAGCUAAACAAUGAGCUGAUACAUUUCUGUGGGGUGCGCUUGAAGCUAACAGCUGCAUCAGAGCUUAGCUAACAUCACUAUCCCAGUGAGCUGUCUCAUAGAUUCCCUGCCCACAAUAACCUUGUGAAUAACCCGGAAUCCAAACGAUUUCACUCAAAAAGGAAAUGCAGCCAUUCUUUAUGUCAUUGAUUUGACUCUUUUCUCGCCAUGACAUGUCAAACGUCAGCCAUGUCGUUUAUAGUAACGCACGUCUCCCUGUUUUGUUUGUCGAUGUGUCCAAAGAGCAAUUCACCAGUUUGAAUAAGAGAAGACGCUGAUUCUGUUUUUUGUUCUCUUUAUUUUUCUCACACAUGUCCAGUCUGGAUCCUCUUGAGACAAUGUCAGUUCUAUGAGGAUAUGUGUGCUAUGUUUAGAUUUGUUUUUUUUUUUUUUUUUGGAGGGAGCAAGUGCAAUGAAAAAGAGGUACAUCUUUGUGCAAUCUUAGCUUUAUCAUUAAAGAGACAGUGGGCAGCUGUCGAACACGGAGCAGAUUUGAAACAGCUGGCAGCAAGGACUGGAGAAGCGCAGCUCAUUUCUGUUGCAGUGCUGAGAAAUGUCAGUUGGUAAUUACUUAAUUACCCCCCACCUGUGAGCGUGUUUGCCUGUGUUACAGCCCAAAGCCAUGCGUGUGAGAUUUCCAUUUCACAUGUCAGUGGAAAGAAUACGAGCAUUGCUGUGGUUGGACAGAGUUCCUCAGUAAUAUCAUUGGCACUCUGCAGACAGCGCGAUUUUGCUGACUCAUGUUUUCCCUACAUUUCACAGUGUGUGGCUGUUGUGGUCAUGAUAAUGGUGAUGCUUUGAUAAGGGGUUUUAAGUGGUUGACCUCCAUUCGAUGGGAUGUCUUAAUGUCUGUAGAGCUGAUGUAAUUACUCAUGACUGGUUAAAUGAUUAAAAUUGCCUGGUCUUUGA